This is a messenger RNA of Dothidotthia symphoricarpi CBS 119687, 1399 nucleotides long. RefSeq lists its product as uncharacterized. Gene Ontology annotation, biological process: protein phosphorylation. Lineage: Eukaryota; Fungi; Ascomycota; Dothideomycetes; Pleosporales; Dothidotthiaceae. Gene Ontology annotation, molecular function: protein kinase activity; ATP binding. The coding region runs from base 38 to 946 and encodes 302 amino acids. The transcript is spliced from 2 exons. The record is from RefSeq and is a predicted model, not a curated record.
CACUGCUUAAGCAACACCCACCCCUCGCCCGUGCACGAUGAUGGAACCCUAUGUCGAUCCGGCCGCUCGAAGUCCUUCAACUAUAUUCCCGCUAGAUAGCGCAGCCUUUGAUAUCUCUUCGAUGCCAGAGGAGGAACUUAUAGCAUAUGGCAAAGUUGCUCCAGUUCUUUACUCGAUUGCGCGCAUGAAAGUCGUACGACUGUCCAAAACUCUGGUCAUGAAAUUUGGGACCACUGUUCUAGCCUCAGAAGGGGAGACUAUGAGAUACGUCGCAACGAAGUUUUCGGGAGUUAGGCUGCCUCAAGUCUAUCGUUGUUUCAACAUUGAUCAUUCCUCGUCAUAUUUUGGUGUCGAAGGCUACAUAGUCAUGGACUAUAUAGAGAGUCCUUCCCUGGACACAUGUUGGGACGAACUCACUCUCGAUGUCCAGAAAAGUGUGGCUGAACAGGUUGCGGCUAUGGUUGAUCAGCUACAAUCUGUACACUGCGAUCAUCCAGGCGUUAAUGGCGGAGGAAUAUCCCGUGGCAUGUGGUUCAGUGACUAUGGCGCAGGACCGUUUCCGACGAAAGACGUAUUUCAGAAGUGGAUUACCUGGAAACUCAACAUGAGCAAGCGUUACAAGCAAGCCUCGCCGGAUGCUCUACCUCUACAGUGUCCUUACUUUGUCCUCGUUCAUGGAGAUCUCAGCCCUCGAAACCUCAUUCUAGACACCAGCAACCAGGUCUGGCUGAUCGAUUGGGGUUGUGCUGGCUUUUAUCCUCCAAUAUUCGAGGCUGCCUCUGCGAAAUACCAACCAAGAUUCAAAUCGUUCUCCCGGCUACUUGUACCGCUUCUUUACAACCAUCCUGAGGAGCUAGCGCAGCUCGAGGACUGCAGCUAUGGCAUCAAUCGCGUUCCCUUUUCGCUCCCACCAGAGAUGGAAUUGGAAAGCAAGGUAAAUUCUUAGGGAAGCAGAAAUAACAUUGAAUGUUCUGGAAUUGUCGACUGAGAGAAAGAAAUGUCCAAUGAUUAAUCACCAAAAAUGAAGCAUUCCUCUGGUUUCCCUACAAAUACAGUGCGCCUGCUGCCUAAUCCAAAUAUCCUCUAUCAACCAAUGCAGAAGAACAUUCCCUAGACGCGUUAGAUUGAGUAGAUUAGAAGCUGUGUUGUAUACAGUUUGAUGCUCUGGCGAAGUGGUUCGGUCUCUUAAGCGGAGGUGGUGGAGGAGGUAGUGGUGGUGGCGGAGGAUUCAUUGACGCUGCUAUGCAUGCAAUUGGGUAUUGAGCUUUCAGACAGAGGAUUUUAAUCAACAAGAGCGGGUACUGCAAUCCAGAGGUUUCAUCUAGUGUAGUCUCUCUUGCGGCGCUUGUUGGGGCGUAUAGUGGUUUUAACCUAGAAAUAGGCACUACAUUAUGAAUCU